This is a messenger RNA of Paracoccidioides brasiliensis Pb18, 1599 nucleotides long. RefSeq lists its product as uncharacterized. The record is from RefSeq and is a predicted model, not a curated record. Gene Ontology annotation, molecular function: DNA binding. Bases 1 to 1599 code for a protein of 532 amino acids. The transcript has 3 exons. Gene Ontology annotation, cellular component: nucleus.
AUGGAUACUGAAACCCAACCGCAAGACCACGAUUUUGGCGCCCCUCAAUGGGUUGAUAUGGGAGGAUACGGUCAAUCCCAGCACCAUUCGCCAUUAAACGAUUAUAAUAGCUUUGCCUAUGGCUCCUCACCCGUCAUGCCAGUAGAACCUUCUUACAGCAUGUCGAUCCCACAACCAUAUACAUCCCAACAAUUGCUACCUUUGUCAACCCCGUCGCAGUGGCCGAGCAUGUUGACCACGCAGUCGAAUUUUCCACCAGUUCCUCUUCCACCAAUUCCGAUGUCCUCUAUGCCUAGUGUGCAUCCUAUUCACACGGCUCCAAUAUCAUCCAGUGCACCUACGCCGCGCAGAACUUUAACGGAUAAUGACCGACGUCGAAUGUGUUUAUAUCACGAAGACAAUCCACAUGUUAAGCAGACUGACAUUGGAGCCAUGUUUGGUGUGGAACGAAGUACCGUUUCCAAAGUUUUACGGCAGAAAGAAAAGUAUCUUUACCCCGAUGAUGGUAGCCGUUCGCCGAUUAAAAAGUCGAAAGGCAAAUUUCCGGACAUUGAGCGGGCUUUGUCAAAUUGGGUUAGGAACCAUCAACGCCAAGGUGGUCGGUUAAGCGAUGCUAUGAUCAAGGAGAAGGCUCUUUUCUUUGCAAGUACUGUUGGUGGUCCUGAAAAUCAUCAAAAGAUACUGAGCUCCAGUUGGCUGGAAAAAUUUAAACAGAAGAACUAUUUAAUAGGUACACAGUCACGAAAGGGCUCAGUUGAUACAGUGAAGGAACUAGAAAGCCCUAAGAAUGGGCUAUCCAACACGUCCUUGUCGAGCCAACACCCGAACGGCCUUUCUCCUCUGUCCCCAAGUGGAACGACAACUCUUUCUCCUCUAUCCCCAAAGCAGCAGCAAUCCUCUUUGAAGCAAGAGAGCUUCGAUGGAACCUUGUCUGAGUAUGCUUCUGAAUUCCGGAAUCAGUCGCUCUCUCAAAGCGCCAAUUCACUUGACAGAACAACAACACGUGCCACGACCGUAACCAGUCCUAAUUCGAUUGUUUUCUCUGAGAACCCUUUCAGUCCUGAAAAUCAAUCACGUGUAUCUCCAGACUUGGGCAGCAAUUCCAGUCGACCAAGAAGUCAGACAUUCCCGAUUGCCGGAGCAGAGCCAAGUUCAGUUGCCAACGGAUCGUCGGAUCACGCGUCACCUAAAAAUGUACUUCAGACAUCCACGUCCCCAGGUGUAGCCGACGAAGAACAUGGAAAUACUCGUCCAUCGUCGAGCGAGUCGUCAAGCAUCAAGAGGAAUCGCAGCAACCCAGAGAUCACAACCAGUUCCAUUCAACCCCCAUCUCUACCUAAAUCCUCCACCGUCUCUCCCAUUUCUUCCCCGGGUUCUCCUACCCACGAUGAGGCACGUCGUGCCCUGGAGCUGGUUGUUAAUUAUUUUAAUAACCAACCAACCGGCCUGGGCGCACAGGAGUACCUAACCAUCGGGAAGUUAAUGGAAAAGCUAGAGCUGGCUCAAAACCAAGCCGUUGGACAGCGAGGGCUGCCUCGCAUUGAUGAACAUGCUGACGGUCCCCGGGUGAGCAAGAAGAGAAGCAUACACACGCUAUAA